GGUAAAAGUACACACACACACACACACACACACACACACACACACACACACACCGUAUAUUGUCACUUGAUCAUCAGUCAUUGCUGCUCUCUGGCAUUAGGUGGCACUAUCUCUUCACUGCCUGUGCAUUCACAUUUUUGUGCCUAAACUUUUGUUUUUGGAAAGAGGAUGGAAAAUGUGGGGCUAAAGACUGAAAGACAGUGAUGAACAAUCAUACACACACUCCCUCCCCUUACUCCUCUCUCUCCUAGUAAUGUUGAAUAGAGUAUCUGGGUCAGUGAGGUGCUUGAUUCCGUACAGUGCAUGUCUGUGUUUACAUGUGUGCAUCUGUGCAUGCAAAAAGUUUUUUGUUUUUUUUCCCCAAGUAAUGAAAUUAAAUAACGGUUCAUCUCAGCUCACCUUCCUGGACCCAAACACCUUCUGUUAAAUUGGUGCUCUGUUUUUUUUUUUUUUUUCUUCCCUAAUCUGUUACUCAUCCAUAAAUGCUUCUGGAACUUUAACGACAAGCAAAACUAUUUUCAAGGAUGGUUUAACCCGGUCACAGAUUGCAGAGUGGAGUACCUGCAGCGAAGAAGAAGACGUCGUUCUCAGACAGUUUGGGACUUAUGGUUUGAGUUUUCCUUUGGUGGUCAUCUAUUGUUUUGUUGCAUCAAGACCAUGGCUCACACUAAGUGGAAGGGCUGGUGGAUAGUGCUAUUGCUGUGUUUCUUGCUGGUGUGGAUUGCUGAUGGGAAUGUGGGUUUAUCUCCAGAUAAAAGAGUAGCAUCGCCAUCCUGCUAUGGAGGUUUUGACCUCUACUUCGUCCUGGAUAAGUCUGGAAGUGUGCAGCAUCACUGGACUGAGAUCUAUAAUUUUGUGGCACAUCUGGCUCAUAAGUUCAUUAGCCCACAGCUUCGAAUGUCCUUCAUCGUUUUUUCCACCGAGGGCCGGAUUCUCAUGCGGCUAACAGAGGACAGAGACAAAAUCCGCAUAGGUCUGGAGGAGCUCCAACGAGUUCUGCCAGGAGGAGACACGUUCAUGCAUGAGGGUAUUCAAAGGGCAAGUGAACAGAUUUACUAUGGGAACACUGAGGCAGGGUACCGGACAGCGAGCGUCAUCAUCGCACUCACAGAUGGAGAAUUGCAUGAGGAUCUCUUCUACUACGCUGAAAGAGAGGCCAAUCGUUCCCGAAGCCUUGGUGCCUCAGUCUAUUGUGUAGGGGUGAAGGACUUCAAUGAGACCCAGCUUGCCAAGAUUGCAGACAGCAAAGAUCAUGUUUUCCCAGUGAAUGGUGGGUUUGAGGCUUUGCAGAGUGUGAUCGAUUCGAUCCUGAGAAGAUCUUGCAUUGAGAUCCUUGCAGCAGAACCUUCCAGUAUCUGUGCUGGAGAGUCAUUCCAGGUUGUCGUGAGGGGGAAUGGCUUCCUCCAUGCCAGGAAUGUGGAUAAAGUCCUGUGCAGCUUCAGAAUUAAUGACACCCUCACUAGGAUGGUAAAGCCAUUGGUAGUGGAGGACACAUACCUUCUGUGUCCUGCUCCGAUACUUAGAGAAGAAGGAACGGCGGCUUCCCUUUACGUGAGCAUGAACGAAGGCCUUAGUUUCAUCUCUAGCUCUGUGACCAUCACCACUGUGAGCUGUUCUGAUGGCACAAUCCUGGCUAUAGCUCUGCUGAUUCUGAUGCUCCUGCUGGUGUUGGCUCUUCUCUGGUGGUUCUGGCCUCUGUGCUGCACAGUGAUCAUCCAUGAACCCCCACCACCUCCAAAAGAGGACAGUUCGGAUGAAGAGGAUGACGGUGCACCGAAGAAGAAGUGGCCAACAGUAGAUGCUUCCUACUAUGGAGGGCGUGGAGUCGGGGGGAUUAAAAGGAUGGAGGUACGCUGGGGUGAGAAGGGAUCAACUGAAGAGGGCGCUAAACUUGAAAAGGCAAAGAACGCCAGGGUGAAGAUGCCAGAACAAGAGUUUGAAGCUCCACAGUCCCGGGUCCUGAACAACGGAAUGCAUAAACUGCAGAGCCCUCGCAAAUGGUAUUCUCCAAUCAAGGGUAAACUGGAUGCCCUGUGGGUUCUGCUGAAGAAAGGCUAUGACAGAGUGUCCAUCAUGAGACCACAACCAGGAGACAAGGGUCGCUGUAUGAACAUCACACGCCUUAAGUCAAGCUCGUCUCCGCAUUAUCCAGCGUACAAUCACCACACGCCGAUCUACACCCCCCAGCAGAGCUGCACCACUCCUCCUCCUCCUCCCCAGAGUCAGCUGCCCCCUCCACCCUGCAGCCCAACAUCCUCUCUUCCUCCUCUCUCCAUCACUCCGUCUCCACCCAUCACUCCUCCUCCAUCAUACACCCCUCCGUCAGCCUGGUCCUCGUCGUCCGCUCCCGUUUUCUUUGAUUCACCUUCUCCUCCAUCCUCACCCACAGGACCGCUGCCUCCUCCCCCACUGGCCCCACCUCCAUGCCGAGCCCCUCCUCCUGACCGCCCUCCACCACGCCCUUCCCUCUAGGGCUUUGGAGGUGAGUGGAGAAGUGGAAUCAGGAAAUCAGUGGGAGACGCGAGUCUCUCUCCUUUAACCUUCUUGUUGUCUAGCUGUGUGGCCUUUGACAAUAAAAAACUUAAUGACUGGUCCACCAGUGGGAACAAACACAAGAGAACAGACUACGUCUUCAAUUUCAGCUACAAAACGACAGGAACCACAGCACAGACUAAAACAAUAUUAUAGACCACACUGAACACCACACACAAGUCUUUAAAGCAGGCUUUCACAAUGGACCACUACUAUUUAACCCCAUGUGUCCAAAAGACAGGAUGGACAUUCCUCUGAAGCCAUUUUCAAUGCAAAAUAAAUAGAUAAAUAAAUGGACUAGUGAAUGUUCCAUAUACAGAAUCUAUUUAAUGGGAAAAGUUGCAAUAUGUGCACAUUUGUUCAUUCGUACAACUAAUACGCAUUUAUGAAGCAUUUUUUUUUAAUUUUUUUUUUUAUAAGAAGAACCAUAUACAAAUGAAACAGAAUCCAGUCUCUAAAUCUACUCGAGAAACUUCUCUGCGAAUCCUGAGCGCCAACUGCCCAAGGAAGCAUGUAGAUAACGUGUAUUAAAACUCUCAAGCCCUGAUCGACUCAGAUCCAUAAAAACAAGUACUAACUGGUGUAAUCUGACAGUGAUUAGUGGGUAAUUCUUUUACAAAGAAUAUUCAGGCAAAUAUGUUAUGAUGCAAUGACACAGACACACGUGUGUGCUCUGUUAAUAAGGAAUUUGUGUUAAAAAAAAAAAAUUUAAAAAAAGCUGCAACAAAUUUAACACCUGCUCUUCGGUGGUAUUACUUUGCACAUACGUUUGCUGUUUAUUAGGUAGAACGCAAAAAAAUGGUGUUAUUUUGGUGAGGUUCUAUCAAGUUUGGACAUUUUUACACACAAACGUCGAGUAAACCAGGCGCUCGGGCAUUCAGUAUUAAUAUCCACGCCCAUAUUUGACAGUGUUAAUGUAACGUUCUUUGAUAUUGUAGGUUUAGGCUCAUUGUUGUAUGAAUUUUUUUUUUUUUUUUUUUUUUUAAAACGUUCACUUCUUUUCCUCACAUUAUUCAAUGUUGGGUAUUUGCUUGUGAAAUAGUCUUUUCAGUCCAAGAAUAUUGGAAUAUUACGUGCUGGGGUUUAUUUCUUAGCAUAUCAGUGCACAAUCCACAUUUGUUAAGACGUACAAGUGCACAACCACCUUAUCACACUUUUAUACAUGCAUUAUGUAUAAAUAUAUGUACCCCUUGCCUUUUUUUCCCCUGUGUGUUUUGAUGUAAGGUCAUGUGAUCAAAUAUUUGUUCUUUAUUUGUUUCCUUAACUGAGUCCUCAUUUAAGUCUUUGUUAGAAUACAGUAAGCUUUCUAACUGCCCUUAAUAUCCAUUUUCCUUCAGAAAAUGGACGGGAAUCCUCGUUUCUUACCAACAAGACCGGUUCCAGCUAAAAAUGUGUUUGAAUGACGUGUUUGUUUUUGCUCUGUACCUGUUGUAUAUACUUCGCGUCACUGUGUUAUGAUCUGCUGUUCUGCGUUUUCAGAUUUUCGGCUUUACUUUCAGCAUAUUCGGCUCCUAAAUUAUUACAAAACGUGUUAUGAUGUCUAACGUAGGACUGUGUACACAAAUCACUGUCUGAUACACAAAUAUGAGGACAGCAGAGGUUUUGGCAUUUUGCUCCUUUUUUUAAAAAAAAAACAAACUUUUGUUCUGUAUCAUUGACUAAACUAGUGAUAAAUAAGAGCUUGCUUUGUUCUUUGUGUUUCGAGCGCUGUGGUUGAAUUUAAAGAGGAUGGAAAUGGAAACCUCAUAUCGGCGAGCGGAAAGGACGGGAUUAUUUUCUCGGAAAUGGCAGACGGACAGAAGUACGUCUCUUUUAACUUUGCAGGGACACAAAUACUGAAAAUGUAUCAGCUGGUAAAUUUGUGUAGGUGUAUAUAUACUGUAUAUGCAUUAGUACAUGUGCUUGUAUGUGUGUUUCUCUUUUUAUAAAUGCAUUUGAUAAACUGG
Ictalurus furcatus (blue catfish) is the source of this 4478-nucleotide messenger RNA. RefSeq names its product ANTXR cell adhesion molecule 1a (gene antxr1a). The record is from RefSeq and is a predicted model, not a curated record. The transcript has 18 exons. Lineage: Eukaryota; Metazoa; Chordata; Actinopteri; Siluriformes; Ictaluridae. Bases 658 to 2472 code for a protein of 604 amino acids. Gene Ontology annotation, molecular function: signaling receptor activity. Gene Ontology annotation, cellular component: membrane.